AAGGAGUGGGAUGUUUUUAUUUUUGUAUUUUGUUUUGAUGUCGUUGCUUCCGCAAUGGACAUGUAUUUCUUUCUACAGUUUACUAACCGUACAGUAGGUGGCGGUAGACACGUUAUAUUUGUGUAAAUGUCAGUAUACCAGAGAAGAAGAUGACGCUGUUGAACUGUCGUAGAGGGGAACAGGAAGUUCCGGGUGGAAAACGACAGAACUGUGUUGUUAUGUCGAUAGUGGUUGUGUCCGUUUCAACUGUAUUAUUGUAGGCCGACUCAGAUUAAGUCUGAGGCCGGUAACAUCAACAGUGAGGACAAACCCAGCCUGCCUCUCUCCUUCCACACUGAGUCCAAACCUACAGUCACUGGGUCUUUGAUUGUGACAGUGGAGCCCAGUUUGCACUGCAGGAUCCAGAGAUGGCAUCAGUGAAGCUGGAAGACUGCAGUCAAACACUGGAGCUGAAUGUCAACAUUAAAGAUGAAGAAGAGGAGGAGGAGAAGAUUAGGACAACUGUUAGUCAUGGAUACCAUGUUGAGACAUUCUCUACAUCCAGAGAGCAACAGCAGGAAGAUCACAGAGCUAAGAGGUCUCACCACUGCCCACAUUGUGGGAAGAUUUUCCCAUUUCUAUCGAAGCUAAAAAUACACCUAAGAAAACACACAGGAGAGAAACCGUAUUCCUGCUCUGACUGUGUGGCGAGUUUCUCUCAACUUUCCGACUUAAAAUCACAUGAACGUAUACAUACAGGGGAGAAGCCUUACGUCUGCUCUGACUGUGGAAAACGUUUUAAAACAUCAAAUAAGCUAAAAUCUCAUCAGAGAACACACACAGGAGAGAAGCCUUACGUCUGCCCUGACUGUGGAACUAGUUUCUCUCACCUUUCCAACUUAAAAACACAUGAACGUAUACAUACAGGAGAGAAGCCUUACUCCUGCUCUGACUGUGGAAAACGUUUUCAAACAUACGCUCAGCUAAAAGUUCAUCAGAGAACACACACAGGAGAGAAGCCGUACGUCUGCCCUGACUGUGGAACUAGUUUCUCUACACUUUCCAACUUAAAAUCACAUGAACGUAUACAUACAGGAGAGAAGCCUUACUCCUGCUCUGACUGUGGAAAACGUUUUAAAACAUCCGCUCAGCUAAAAGUUCAUCAGAGAACACACACAGGAGAGAAGCCUUACGUCUGCCCUGACUGUGUAACUAGUUUCUCUCACCUUUCCGGCUUAAAAACACAUGAACGUAUACACACAGGAGAGAAGCCUUUCUUCUGCUCUGACUGUGGGGCGAGUUUCUCUCAACGUACCCACUUAAAAAAACACCAACGUAUACACACAGGAGAGAAGCCUUACGUCUGCUCUGACUGUGGAAAAUGUUUUAAAACAUUAUAUGAGCUAAAAUCUCAUCAGCGAACACACACAGGAGAGAAGCCUUACGUCUGCCCUGACUGUGGAACUAGUUUCUCUCACCCUUCCACCUUAAAAUCACAUGAACGUUUACACACAGGAGAGAAGCCUUACUUCUGCUAUGACUGUGGGGCGAGUUUCUCUCAUCUGGGCACCUUAAAAACACACCAACGUAUACACAUAGGAGAGAAGCGUUACUUCUGCUCUGACUGUGUAAAAUGCUUCAAAACAUCAAAUGAGCUAAAAGUUCAUCAGAGAACACACGAAUGAGAGAAGCCUGCUUACGUCUGCUCUGACUUUUGGGUGAGUUUCUCUCACCAUAGCAUCUUAACACACCAAUGUAUACACACAGGGGAGAAGCCUUACUCCUGCUCUGUGGAGGGGUGGGUAAGUCAAACGUCUAACCAAAAGCUGCGUGUUUGAAUCUUAUCAAGGAGGACUUUAGCAUUAUAGCUCAUAGCAACUUUGUAACUACUUAUUACUUUUUAGCUAUGUUAUCUAAUCUUUUCCCUAAACCCAUUUAACUCUACCUUAAAACUUCUUAGGGCUGCAAUCCCGAUAACGGGAUCGAUAUGACAACAGCCAGUGAAAGUGCAGGGCGCCAAAUUCAAAAAAACAAAUCUAAUAAUUCAAAUUCCUCAGACAUGCAUGUCUUAUACCAUUUAAAAGGUAAUCUUGUUGUUAAUCCCACCAAAUUGCCAUUUUUCCAGCCAAAGAUAGGAGUCACAAAAAGCACAAAUAGAGAUAAACUGAAUCACUAACCUUUGAUGAUCUUCAUCAGAUGACACUCAUAGGACUUCAUGUUACACAAUACAUGUAUGUUUUGUUUGAUAAAGUUCAUAUUUAUAUAAAAAAAUCUGAGUUUACAUUGGCGCGUUACAUUCACUAGUUCCAAAAACAUCCAGUGAUUUUGCAUAGCCACAUCGAUUCAACAGAAAUACUCAUCAUAAAUGUAGAUGAUUAUACAAGGUAUACACAUGGAAUUAUAGAUAUACCUCUCCUUAGAGCAACUGCUGUGUACGAUUUUCAAAAAUACUUUACGGAAAAAGCAAACCAUGCAAUAAUCUGGGACGGCGCUCAGAACAAUAGUCAAAUUAGCCGCCAUGUUGGAGUCAACAGAAACCAGAAAUUACAUGAUAAAUGUUCCCUUUGAUGAUCUUCAUCAGAAUGCACUCCCAGGAAUCCCAGGUCCACAAUAAAUGCUUGAUUUGUUCGAUAAUGUCCGUUAUUUAUGUCCAAUUAGCUACUUUUGUUAGCGCGUUUGGUAAACAAUUCCAAAGUCACGAAGCGCGUUCCCUAAAAGCUGACGAAAUGUCCAAAAGUUCCGUAACAGUCAGUAGAAACAUGUCAAACGAUGUAUUGAAUCAAUCUUUAGAAUGUUGUUAACAUAAAUCUUGAAUAACGUUCCAACCGGAGAAUUACAUUGACUUCAGAUGAGCAAUGGAUCAGAGCUCCCUCUUUUAUGUGAACGCACGCGCAUGGUCAAAGAAUGGUCAGGUCAUGGCAGACCUGACUAAUUCCUCUCUCAUUCGACCCCCCUUCAGUUCUACAGACGGUUGACAUCUAGUGGAAGCCGUAGGAAGUGAAAACUCAUUCAUAUCUCGCUGUGAUUUCAAUGGGAUCUUGGUUGAAAAUCGACCAGCCUAAUAAUUUCCACAUCCUGUUUGGAUUUUUUCUCAGGUUUUUGCCUGCCAUAUGAGUUCUGUUAUACUCAGACAUAAUUCAAACAGUUUUAGAAACUUCAGAGUGUUUUCCAUCCAAUACUACUAAUAAUAUGCAUAUAUUAGAAACUAUGAUUGAGGAGCAGGCCGUUUACUCUGGGCACCUCUGUGCACCUUUCAUCCAAGCUACUCAAUACUGCCCCUGCAGCCACAAGAAGUUAAACCCCUCACCCGUAACCUAGCUAACGUUAGCAACAACAAAUUGGAAUUCGUAAGAAAUCAUACAUAUUACAAGUUCGUAACAUAUUGAAUGAAUAGCAAUGCGUAACAUAACAUAUGAAUUGUAAUUCUUAACAUCUGAUACGUCCUACAAGUCGUAUUAUACUGAACAACAAUCUAAACGCAACAAUUUCAAAGAUUAACAGUUUGUAUAAGGAUAUCAAUCAAUUGAAAUAAAUGAGGCCCUAAUCAAUGGAUUUCACAUGACUGGGCAGGGGCUCAGGCUUGGGUGGGA
Molecule: messenger RNA, 3569 nt
Organism: Salvelinus fontinalis (brook trout)
Lineage: Eukaryota; Metazoa; Chordata; Actinopteri; Salmoniformes; Salmonidae
Product: zinc finger protein OZF-like
Exons: 3
Coding region: 408-1664 (418 amino acids)
Biological process (GO): regulation of transcription by RNA polymerase II
Cellular component (GO): nucleus
Molecular function (GO): RNA polymerase II cis-regulatory region sequence-specific DNA binding; DNA-binding transcription activator activity, RNA polymerase II-specific
Source: RefSeq, a predicted model, not a curated record